AGCGGAUCCUCCCAAUAUCUACAGGCGAACAAGAGAAGAUCGACAGUAGCAGGGGGCUCGUAGUAUAAGAGGGAUCAAUGCUGACCCUGGCCUGAGUAUGUUAGAUCUAGGAUUUUUUUUUUGCUAAUACGUUGAUCAACCAGGCCUUUAAGCGCCAGGUCAUUGCAGGUUCAGGUCCAACUACCGAUCCUUGGUCUUCAAAUCCAGGUAAAAGCCCACUACAAUGGAUAGACAGCACCACUCCAGCUAUUGACAACGAAUAUAGAAUAUACUUCGGCUUGUGACCUCAUACAUUCUGAGGAUCCAUCAUGCGCCUUCCAUACGUUGCCAAUCCGCCAGAUGUGCGCGAUACCGAGGAAGCCGAGAUCCUAGCACAAACACAAGACCGGCGUGCCCCAGGGACUUUGCUACCUUUAGAUCUAGCACUGAUGCACUCAUUUCCCAUCACGGAUGGCUGGAACUCCUUCAUGGGCGUCAUCCGCACGAGAACGAGUCUCUCGACCAUUAUCCGCGAGAUGAUCAUGUGUCGCGUGGCUGUACUCAAUGAUGCAUUAUUCGAAUGGGAGCAGCAUGCUCCUCUGCUCCGUGCAGGAGGUUUCAGUGAGGAAGCCAUGGAGGCCAUUCGACACCCCGAGAUCUGUCCCGAAGUGCAGGAAAGGGUGCUAAGUCAGGCCGAGAGCGCAGUGCUGAAGUACACGGACGCUAUGACCAAGACGGUCAGGGUGCCGGAUGCAGUCUUUCAGGAGGUCAAGGAUCAUUUUGAUGAUAAGCAGGUGGUGGAGAUUACGGCGACGGUAGCUGCGUACAAUUGUGUUAGUCGGUUCUUGGUUGCUCUGGAUGUGGGAGAGAGAAAUCAUGGUAAAUGCUGGCAUAUUUGAAUUUAGGUUGAAACACAGUGUUUGUGCAUAUUCAGAGAGUUAAAAGCUAGUCCUUUUGAGUCAAUCAUAGGUGAAAGGUUGUUUCUCCUAACCAAAUAUUUGCAGCUGUUGUUCGAGGGUUUGUUUAUGAUGACAUACAAUCUGGAUAUAGUCGAUUAGCGAAGGAUGACCGCGAGGAACCCGGCUCCACAGAGCUACAAGGGGUUCAUCACUCGGACAUCAUUUUCCUUCGGUGGAGGGAGUAUAAAAAGUGCGCUCACCAUGGGUUCAUUCCGGGACAUUCCACAGGCCAAGGGGCCAGUCGGCACAAACCAUAAGAUUUUUCGCCGUCAAUCAGGCCAUUG
Aspergillus saccharolyticus JOP 1030-1 is the source of this 1222-nucleotide messenger RNA. Its product is annotated as carboxymuconolactone decarboxylase family protein. Bases 309 to 878 code for a protein of 189 amino acids. Gene Ontology annotation, molecular function: peroxiredoxin activity. The transcript has a single exon. Lineage: Eukaryota; Fungi; Ascomycota; Eurotiomycetes; Eurotiales; Aspergillaceae. The record is from RefSeq and is a predicted model, not a curated record.